Messenger RNA from Corticium candelabrum, 837 nucleotides. RefSeq lists its product as uncharacterized. NCBI's taxonomy places the organism in Eukaryota, Metazoa, Porifera, Homoscleromorpha, Homosclerophorida, Plakinidae. The transcript has a single exon. The record is from RefSeq and is a predicted model, not a curated record. Bases 1 to 837 code for a protein of 278 amino acids.
AUGGCCGACGCAGACGCAAACGCAGCUGCAACUGCUCUCACCACUACUGCUGCUACAACUCUUGCCGCUGUGAGCGUGAAACUUCCUCCUUUUUGGCCUACCAACCCAGAAGUAUGGUUUGCACAGGUGGAAGCACAAUUUACCACCCGGAACAUUACAGCUCAACGGACUAAAUUCGACUAUGUCAUCACGUCUUUGAGCCCGGAGUUCGCAAUGGAGGUGAGAGACCUUCUUCUGAAGCCGCCUACUGAGAAUCCUUACGACAUUCUCAAGGCCGAACUCAUCAAACGUACUACUGCGUCAGAGCAACGGAAACUCCAGCAGCUAAUCAGCGGGGAAGAGCUCGGCGAUUGCAAACCUACGCAGCUACUCCGCCGCAUGCAACAGCUGCUAGGUGACAAGCUCGGAUCGUCGGCUGACACUGCCGGCUCCUUCCUUCGUGAGCUCUUUCUCCAACGGCUCCCCGCCAACGUCAGAGUUGUUCUUGCGUCUGCAGACACUACAAUGGACAUCAACAAACUCGCAGACAUGGCAGACAAAAUUAUGGAGGUAGCUCCGCCCACUGUCUCAGCCCUGUCUAGCACCUGUUCUGAUCAUGAUUCGGCAUCUGAAGUCAAACAACUCCGCGAGGAGGUAACGCGUCUAGCUGACCUGGUCGCCUCUCUCACUGCACGAUCCCGUCAACGGAAUCCUUCUAGAGCCGGCCGUUCUCGCAGUCCAGCUCUCACACACUCUCGUACUUGUGACGCGCUCUGUUGGUAUCAUGCCAAAUUUGGUAAAGCUGCCAAGAAGUGUAAGGAUCCUUGCAGUUGGGGAAACUCCACAGCCAGCCGCUAA